AUGCGUGUGUCAGCAGCAUGGGCUGUGCGUGUGCGACCGACAUGGGCGGCAGGUGCAGUGACGCGCGGCACUGUGCCCGUCCAGGUGCGUGCGGCUGAAGUAGCAGAAAAGAAGCCGACCUCGCAGAUCCCCAGGGACGUGCCACUUACGUGGCUCAGCGUGCGAUCGCUCAUGGAUUAUUGCAUGGGCCUUGGACGCUGGCGUUAUGCACAUCAUCAUACAGCUGCGACGCUGCAAGACUUGCCUCUUGUGGAUAGUUUCGAGACCCAAUCGAACGUGCAGACGACUCUUGAUGCUCGUGGCAUUCCCAUGGAACGCUUCAUUCAGUGGUACAAUGCAUGUACGCGACGUACCUGGCGAGAAUGCGCUGUCAUACUCGAAUCACUUGGACCCGGAUGCAUCCCGCCAUUCGUGCUGCAGCGCGCAUUGCAUCGCAUAUCCAGCGUAUCAGACGCCGCUAGUGCCGCGCAUCUUGUGCAGCUGCAUCUAUCAGGCUACAGUGUCAGCGAGGCCCAUCGCUUGUGCCUCUUGUUGCUGUCUACAUGUAUCCGCCGACACCGGGCAUGGCAUAUUGCACGGCCCCUCACGGCCAGUAUCCUCGAUACGGUGCAGCGUUGGCUCACGAAGCGUGAAAAGCAGCGAUACAUGUACUCCCAAGCGCUCCUGGUGUCUGCAUGGACAGCGUUCCUUGAUGGUAUGCCUGAUCCGAGAGUAUGCGACGCCAUGGAGCAGUUGUGGUGUGCGGCGCACGAGCGUGUGCCGGGAGCAGCCCACGCCAUGGAGGCGUAUGUAUGUGAGAAGAGCGCGUCGUCGCGUUUCACGGCGAGCAAACUCCCUGUUGCGCUCGUCCGACACUGGCUUGCGACGUGCUCACACGCACACCGCACGCCCUUUUUGCAUCUGGCGAUCCGUGUGGCGGCAGCGCACAAUGAUGCAGAACAUGUGCGUAUGUGGUACAAGGAACUCGGGAGUGGCGCUGGGCGCCACGCCGAGCUUCCCGCUGCUACAGAAUCGCUGCGCGGUAUUGACACGGAACAAGAUAGCCGCACGACGACGUCGUUUCUUCGUGCACUUGCCAUGUCGUCAUCUCAAACAGACUUGCACGAUGCAUGGGCACUUUUCGAUGCCAUAAGCGGCUCGAGUAUCGCGAAUGCAAAACUGCCUGGGGCCAAAGUUCCAGAUUGGAUCCUAAUGCUGCGCGCAGCAGCAGGCGAUGCACGCAUUCCUGCGCAGCGUGUGUCGGCGCUCUUGCGGCUGUAUGAGGGGGGAGCAACAGUCGCAUCGGAAAAGGAGCUGCAUAAUGUCGCAUGGCGUGUGCCGCCAGACACCCAGGCGCGUCUGGAGUCAUCUGUGGCAGCUCACACGGCGCUGAUGGAAGGGUUCAUGGAACGCGGUGACCUAGCGCGCGCUUGGGCCGUCUGGGACGCCAUGAUUUGCCGAGGCAUUGCUCCCGAUAUGUGGGCACUCAUGACGCUCUGCCGACUAUACAUGGAUGCGGGACAUCCAGCUCGUGCACUGGAGGUUGUCAUGCAGUGGUGUCACGAAGGUGUGCGACUCACGCGGCAGCGUGGCCCGAUGCUCAUGCAAGUGCCCACCCUUAGCAGCCUACCUCAUGUGAACCUACGGGUACAAAUGCAACAGAAGAAAGAGUCGCGGCCAGCGCGAACAGCGCGCCAUGCGUGGCGCGAAAUCGCACAGACACGGUCCAUUCAGCAUGACGACGGCUCGUCCAACAACGCAUCGGGGCCACAAGAAGCCAAGCAAGUUCAUUCGAAUGCGCAUGUUGUUCGACUUCGUCCGACAACAUACCUGGCCAACACUCUGCUUGCCGGCUUGUACCGAGCGCGGGCCUUUGAGACACUUAUGCUCGUCUGGCAAGCACUUGGGCCUACGUUGCAUGUGCGCCCUGAUGUCGCAUCUGUUGAUCUUAUGCUGCGUGCGGCAACCGCCGAAGCGCGAAGUGCACUUACGCGCGCCCAUUCGAUGUGGGCGCCAGCUGCGCGCGCCUAUUUUCGGCGCAUUCUUCUUACCCAACACCCUGAACUGCAUGCUUGCAAGAACCCUCUUGAAGCACCGGGCAAGCGUGCAUGGAUUGUGCGAAGUGAGCUGCAGCUCAGGCGCUGGGAACGCUGGAUUGACCAACGUAUGUGCCCAUGA
Messenger RNA from Malassezia globosa CBS 7966, 2157 nucleotides. RefSeq lists its product as uncharacterized. The transcript has 2 exons. Gene Ontology annotation, molecular function: protein binding. The coding region runs from base 1 to 2157 and encodes 718 amino acids. The record is from RefSeq and is a predicted model, not a curated record. NCBI's taxonomy places the organism in Eukaryota, Fungi, Basidiomycota, Malasseziomycetes, Malasseziales, Malasseziaceae.